GAAGUAUCAGGGUAGGGUGUGCAGUGGCAUGGUGCUGAACGCUUGCUCAUACUGGAAUUCCCUCGGCAUUUUCCAGCUGCGGGGCUUUACUUUCUUCCGAAGGGCCGCGGCGCAAAAGGAGAAGCCGAUUUCGAUGAUUUAUGUUAGGGCGAGCUGGUGGAAAUUUGUGGCGCCGUCUUUGCAUAAACAAGGGGCUUUAACUUGACGUCGCCUGGCCGCUGGAAGCCCCCUAAGCGCGAUGGGGGUGAAGGUGAGAACCUUCGGUAUCGUCUUCGACAGCGAGGAGCUGAGCAGCUACUCGAGCGGCGACCAGGUAGCGGGCCAAGUGCUGCUAGAGGCGAGCGAGGAGCUCGCCGUGUCUGCCCUGCGGCUGGAGGCGAAGGGCUGCGCUCGGGUCCACUGGAGCGAUAACCCGGCAGCGCCGAGCGCCCCCGCGGUGCCCCGCUACCGGGACGAGGUGGUGUACCUGCACCAGCAGCAGAUCCUGCGCCAGGCCCCAGAUGAUCAGGGAUACUUCAUUUUACAACCUGGGAAACAUGAAUUUCCAUUUACGUUUCAUCUUCCACAGGGGCCAUUGGUCACAUCCUUCAAUGGAAAAUAUGGCAGCGUUCAGUAUUGGGUAACAGCAAUACUGGAGCGGCCUUGUGUCUCAGAUCAAGUUGUGAAGAGAGAGUUCUCUGUGACAAGUCAAAUUGAUGUGAAUGCACCAUAUUUCUUGUCUUCAGUGUCAAAGAGUAAAGAGAAGACAAUUGGUUGUUGGUUUUUUACUUCUGGACCAAUUUCACUAAGUGCCAAAAUUGAGCGAAGUGGAUUUUGUAAUGGUGAAGCAAUCCCAAUAUAUGCAGAAUUUGAAAAUUGCUCUUCACGCCUUAUAAUGCCAAAAGCUGCUAUUUUUCAAACCCAAACUUAUCUUGCAAAUGAGAAAACUAAGACCUUCAGACAAAUGAUUGCAAAUGUCCGUGGAAACCAUAUUGCAUCUGGUAGCACUGAAUCGUGGAAUGGAAAGACCCUCAAAAUUCCACCAGUGAACCCAUCUAUCUUAGACUGCAGCAUCAUCAGAGUGGAAUACUCUUUAGCUGUCUAUGUACACAUUCCAGGUUCUAAAAAGUUGAUGCUAGAGCUUCCUAUAGUAAUAGGAACAAUUCCAUAUAAUAGCUUUGGAAGUAGAACGCCUAGUGUUUGUGGCUAUUUCAGUAUGGAUAUGAGUUGGCUUCAACUCGCCCUACCUGAACAACCUGAAGCUCCACCCAACUAUGCUGAUGUUGUAUCGGAGGAAGACCUUGCCAGACAUUUUCCAUCUCUUCCACAAGCUGAUGGUUUGGAGCAUGAAUUUGGAAGCUCCACAUUUGCUUACAUUCAAGAGUUCAGAUUUCAGCCACCGCCAAUUUAUUCAGAGGUUGAUCCUAAUCCUACCUUUUCAGAAGAAGUACAGUAUGAAGUAUUGUUUGAAAUUUAAAGGAUGUAACAUGAGAUCACAUGGUUAGUUAUGAGUGGAAGAAUGGAUCACUGUGGAGCUGCAGGAGGAACAUCUGAAAGGAAGUGAAUUAUGAACUGAGUUAUGAGAAGGUGCAGAAAAAUUGGGUGGCAGAGGAAUGAGGAAGAAUGACAGAUAUUAAUCCUGCACUUGGGAGCUGGAAAAGUGAAAUUUUAAACACUCUAAACACGACAGAAUAAUGGAAACUUAAUUUUUGAGUUCUAAACACCCAAAUACAUUCAAUUUCAGACUUGCUAUUACAAUAGCGGCUAACAGUUGGUGAUGAUGCAGUCACUAACCAAUUACUAUAUUUGUUUUUCGAAGGAGAAAAGACUGAACAAUUGGGGUCUGCUUAUCCUCGGGAGAAUCAACAACUAAUGUUUACGUUUGCAUAUCUGUGGCCCUUAAAGCACCUACUGUAUUUUCUGAGAGCGUAUUCUUUAAUUAUUAAGAUUACUGCCAAUGUUACUUUAAUUGAUGAGCAAAUGAAUAGCUUCAGUAAAUAAUUGCCAUUUCUGUGUUUGUAGUUACCAAAGAAAUUUUUUUAAACUGUUUCAGUUACAAAUUUACAUUCAGUUGAUAUACUUGGGGUGCAUAAUCCACUUGUUGCCUUCACAAAUGCAGGCCAGCUGAAUAAAUAAUUUCCCAGUUCCAAGUACCAUCUGAAUACGUGGAGAACAUGGGGACGAAGUGGUGGUGCUGUCAAUAAUAUUAAAAGAGAUACUUGGACAAUUGUAUAUGCUGAUCAAUUGUUCAACACUAUUAAUGUUGGAAUACUGGCUGUAAUGCCAUGAUUUUCUUUUUGUGUGAAGGUAUUUGCAGGAUAUUUGUUUUGUUUUGACUGAUACUUGCCAGUUGUUGACAAAGUACUUAAAUAGGGAUUGGUUGCUUUCCAAGACAGUAUGUUGAAUUUGCAUGUAAACUGGAUCCCUAAAUUAAUUGCAUGUAUUUGUAAGCCAUCAUUUUUUUUAAAAGAGAAAGACAAGCUGAAUCUUGAGCAAAGAGAUAUGACUUCUGCAUGUCUGAAAAGCUUUGCUGUCAUUUCUCAGAGUAAAGGACCACAAGUUUGGUUGAGAUUUUGGAAUGUACACAAGUUACUUUAAAAAGAAAAGCACUUAUUUGAGUAGCAAUCCUGCAUUUAAUUUAUUUAUGAAAUACAUUACAGUAUUUCAUGUGGGAGUUUGAUGCUAGUAAUUAUUACUCCCUUUUUCUCCAGCAUACUGUUCACUACUAUGUAGAAUUCCCAAUUUGAUUUCUAAUUCGGAAAUUUAAUGGUGCAAUAUUGUUUCUCAGGGUUUUGACUUAUGCACUCUUUUUUUUUAUUUCUUGUGUUUGUGAGCUUGGGAUGACUUUUGUUCUACUUGCUGAAGAAUCUUGAUGCUUAUUCCUGGCGUUACUUCUCAGUUGUUCAGUGCUGUCAUUUAAUAGCAAAGAAAACUGGAUCUUUUUGUUAAAUUAUGAACCAUUCUAGCCAAUCAAGAAGUGAGAACUUGGUUAUCUUCAAUUGUAUUUUAUUAGCGAAAUGAGUUUUAUUUGAGUUCAUUAUGGAUUGUGUUUGACAACUAACACUUGGCAAGGUAUCUUUAAAUUUUUGAACCUUGUGUGAAAAUUCUGGAUCUAAAGUGAAACUACAAGAAUUUUGACUGUGAUAAGUAUGGAAUCUAAUGUCUUAAAUCCAGUAUAAACAAUGCACUUGGCUUUUGGAAAAUGUCAAAAUUUGAUUUGAAACUACUUACAAAAGUAAAAACACUAUAAUUUUAAGCAUUAUACAUGCCCUGUGUAACUUUUUAUUUUCAUACCUUUUCAUUAACUGUGGUGGGGAGUUCGGCAAUUAUUUGUAUCCCUGAAGUGGCCUUGUUUAUGUUAAGUCUUGGUUUAUCAUUAAGGAAUCAUUUUAAAUGGAAUGAGAAAUAAGCACAGAGGUGUUACUUUGAAUGUGAAAUUACUCAAUAAGCUAAAUGUGCUUUAUCCUUUGCCGUUAUAACUGUGACUUUUUCCAUUGUCUUCUUGCAACAAGAUGCAAAGAAGUGUAUUUUGUACUAUUUAAAUCAAAUGCAACACUUUAAUAAAUUUUUUUGGAAAACUAGA
Messenger RNA from Hypanus sabinus (Atlantic stingray), 3562 nucleotides. RefSeq names its product arrestin domain-containing protein 4-like. NCBI's taxonomy places the organism in Eukaryota, Metazoa, Chordata, Chondrichthyes, Myliobatiformes, Dasyatidae. Gene Ontology annotation, biological process: protein transport. Gene Ontology annotation, molecular function: ubiquitin-like ligase-substrate adaptor activity. The record is from RefSeq and is a predicted model, not a curated record. Gene Ontology annotation, cellular component: plasma membrane; cytoplasm. Bases 239 to 1456 code for a protein of 405 amino acids. The transcript has 8 exons.